AUGUAUUGCCACGAUACGAACAGACAAAAAGUUUGCGAUCAAUGUGGCAAAACAUUUGCCUGUAAUUCCAGUAUGCAAAAACAUGUCAAUUCCGAACAUUCCGAAAUUAAACCAGAACCUCAACAAUGUAAAAUAUGCAAUACCUGGUAUCGCAACAUGUCGGGCUUGAGAACACACAUGAAAUUUAUGCAUGAAAAUAUUGGAGGUGAACAUCGUUGUCAGAUCUGUAAUAAAGUAUCGUCAAAUGCACGAGCUCUACGAAGGCACAUCUAUUUGAAUCAUGAAUGUGAACGCAAAUACAAAUGUCACAUGUGUGAGAAGGCCUUUAAAAGAGAACAGGAUUUGAGAGAACACAUUUCUGUACAUACAGGUGAAGCCUUGUAUACUUGUCCCAAUUGUCCCAUGACAUUUUCCUCUAGUGCCAAUAUGUACAAACAUCGUCAACGUUUGCAUAAGGCCGAGUACGCGGCACAUAAGCAACAACCUUUGGCCUUGAAUAUCAUAAAACAAGCUAAAUCUAUGCCAAAUACAGUGCGCACUAAAAGACGUAUGAUUGUUGAUCCACCUCAGUCGUCGGAAAUUAUUAUGCCUCCCACUUCGGCCCUGUUAAAUCAACAGCUUGUUAUAACAUCACAAUAUACUACUAUAGCACCAAAUUUGGCUAAAUUACAUGAUUAG
This is a messenger RNA of Lucilia sericata (common green bottle fly), 678 nucleotides long. RefSeq names its product transcription factor grauzone-like. Gene Ontology annotation, biological process: regulation of transcription by RNA polymerase II. Gene Ontology annotation, molecular function: RNA polymerase II transcription regulatory region sequence-specific DNA binding; DNA-binding transcription factor activity, RNA polymerase II-specific. NCBI's taxonomy places the organism in Eukaryota, Metazoa, Arthropoda, Insecta, Diptera, Calliphoridae. The transcript is spliced from 2 exons. Gene Ontology annotation, cellular component: nucleus. Bases 1 to 678 code for a protein of 225 amino acids. The record is from RefSeq and is a predicted model, not a curated record.